AUGCAUAGCCCUCCGUCCAUCCAUCAUCCCUCCUCCUUCUCGUUCCCCCUUCAGCGUUAUGCAUCCUUUUCAUUGCAGAUAUCUUCCAUCGUCUCUCUAAUUGGCCCACCACCGGUUUUCCGAGUGGAGGCUCACGCGCCGCAUCUGGUAGAUUCUCGCUCCCAAACAACGAACAUCCCGCCAAAGACCGAAGGAACGAGGGAGUCAUGUAUCCCGACACCGCCCACCCCGACGACGCCUUCGUGCAACAACGGCAACAACGACCAGGACAAGGCCCACGCCGCCGCCGCCGCCGCUGAAUCCGCGCCCAAGUGGCUGCCCAUCAGCGAGAAGGAGAGCGUCUUCCCCGGCAUGACGAAGCUCGACACCAUCGACGAGGAUCGCGUCAGAUUCCCCCGCCUGACAUACGUGCCCGCCAUCCUCAGGCUGCCCUCCAUGAUGGCCCUCGCCGCGCUGUGCGUCGCCAUGAUCGCCUGCCUCGUCGUCUCCGUCAUCUACUCCCCCGUCCGGCCCGGCCUGCUGACCUACGGCGAGACUAUCUACAGCGUAAAGUACUUCCUCUUCCGCCUGCUGCCGCAGAUCCUCGCCGCCGCCAUCUUCGUCUACGCGCAGUGCGUCGCCGCCACCACGCUGCGCAUCCUGCCCUUCGUCGCCCUGACUGAGGACGAGCCCCUGCGCCGGCGGAACGCCCUCUUCCAGGACCUUUACCCCAGGACCUUCCUCCUCCCCCACCUUGCCGGGCCGGCCCACGUCAAGGCGGCCCUAACCGUCUUGUGGGCGGGCGCCUUCACGAUCCCCCUCGCUAGCGCCACCUUCACCGUCAUCCUGAACGGCGAUGUCUGGUACUGGACCGCCGUGCGCGGCGUCGCCUGGACGCUGGCGGCCCUCUACGUCCUCAUCGCCACCGCCGUCGUCGUCCUGGCGCUAUUCUGGCGCGGCCGCAUCACGGGGCUCAUCUGGGACCCGCGCUCCAUCGCCGACUUCUCCGUCAUGAUCAGCCGGAGCAACACGCGCGAGUCGUACCGUGGCUCCGAGGUCGCUGAGGACCGCAACGCCCUGCGCCGUAUUCUGCGGAACCGCAUCGUCGACCGGCUCGGCUACUGGAUGACGGACGACCACGGCUACGGCAACAACCAGGAUCUGACGCCCUGGUACGGUCUCGGCACCGAGCACUCGCAGGGCUACACGCCCUCAGACCACUACGACGUGAAGCACGAGUCGGACCGGCUUUCCGUCACCUCCCACCUCAUCGACGGCGCCGACGCCGCCGCCGCGGGCCACGACGACUACAUCCGCACCCUCUACCUCCCCUGGUGCUUGCGCACCGGCCAGGUCCUCUUCUUCGUCGUCGCUGCCGUCGUCCUCCUCACCGCCCUCCUCGUCGUCUCCUUCCUCCACCGCACCCGCCUAGUCGCCGGCUUCCGCCCGGGUGUCACUGCGGGGCCCUCGGACACCGCCUUCUCCGCCGCCAACUUCCUCUACAGCUUCGUCCCCAGCCUCGUCGGCCUGCUCCUCUACCUCGCCUUCCAGUCUCUCGAGCAGCACAUCCGCAUCCUCCAGCCCUGGGCCGACCUCGGCGCCAAGGACGGCGCGCCCGCCGCCCGCUCCGUUCUCGCCGACUACGCCGCCUGCCUCCCGCUGCAAUCCACCCUCCACGCGCUCCGCAACCGCCACUGGCGCGUCGCCGCCCUCUCCCUCCUGUCCUUCCUCCUCGCCUUCCUCCCGGCCCUCGCCGGCGGUCUCUUCAUGGCCCUCACCGCCGCACCGCCCGCCGACGUUCGCAUGUUCCCCAACGUGCCCGUCUACGCCGUCAUCCUCGCCCUCCUCGCCCUCUACCUCGCUGCCCUCGUCUCCCUGCUCUUCGGCCGCAACCAGUACCGCCUGCCCCACGCCGUCUCCUGCCCCGCUGAGAUCCUCUCGUUCCUCGCCAACGAGGACAACGCCAGCGACCCUGCGUUCCAGGCGGCACCGCGCUCCGCCGAGAAGCUGCGCGUCUACCUCGGCGCCGGUCCCGGGGUGACACGGGCGUCGACGGCGGCGCAGAGCACAUGGAUGUUCGGGUACUGGCCCGGCCGCGACGAGAGGCGGCUCGGCGUGAGGCGGCAGAAGCGCUUCACGGAGCGCAAGCCGUUUCACGAACGCGCGCCCUCGCGCCCUUCCAUGAUUUGA
This is a messenger RNA of Colletotrichum higginsianum IMI 349063, 2169 nucleotides long. Its product is annotated as Phosphoribosylaminoimidazole-succinocarboxamide synthase. The record is from RefSeq and is a predicted model, not a curated record. NCBI's taxonomy places the organism in Eukaryota, Fungi, Ascomycota, Sordariomycetes, Glomerellales, Glomerellaceae. The coding region runs from base 1 to 2169 and encodes 722 amino acids. The transcript has 2 exons.